CAUAAAUCUCCUUAGUUUGAACUUCAAAAUAUACGUGUUUCGCCAUUAGAGGAGCUCUCCAGUAGAUUAUUAAUUGUUGUUGAAGAUUGAUAGGGAGCUCAAAGGACACAAAAAAAAUGGGGAAAAUCAAUACUUUAUUAACAAUAAUUUGACUAAUUGCAAAAUUUUAGCCUCGACUUCAGUUCCCUAUAAACCCAAAUUCAACUUAACCCCCUUCUUCUUCUCCUGGAAUCCCGCUCUCUGAUCUACAUUUAGCUUCAUUCUCCAUUAAUUACCCUUAUUAAAAUAUUCCCCAUUGUUUUUCCAUUGUACCCAUGUCUUCUUCUAUUGCCUAUAUGGUUUUUUCAGAUCCACGCUUUCCAUUUGCUUUGCGUACUCUUCAAAAAGCAGUACCUUUCUCCUCUCACGUCUUUUACGUGAGCUUUUUGGCUGUACUCAGUGGCUGAGAUUGGAGAAUAAUUUGUGGCAUUAGGAGAUUUUCGUUCUUCAUUGGAAUCUGAAGAUUUAAGGAAUGGGUGAUUCACCGACUCUUCUGCACUAAGAGUAGGUGAAGGUGCAGGGCUUAAGACAUUCUGCCAGAUUUUGCUUUGUUGGAAGAUGGGAAUUGAUUCUUCAGCAGCAUUUUCUGAUGGAACAAAUUUUAUACUGGUUUUACAGAGCCCCUGAUUUUAUUUGAAAGGAUAAACUGUUACUACACGAAUAAAAUGGAUUAGUUUAAAUGGAUGGAUAUGGUUCAUAUAGCCAAUCCCAUCUAAUUAGGGAUUGAGGAUAGUUGAUUCAUUGAUCGAAUGACGGGUUUUCCAUUGGCUGGCAGUUGACCAAAUCCAGAUACUGCUAGGCUGCUAGCAUUACUUUUCAUUGUACCAAGGAGGAGCAAAGCAGUAUAGACUGUAGGCACCAAUGUUGGAAUUCCAGUUAAUUCAAAUGCACAGUUUUAUGCAAUUUGUUGCACUUAGUAGUACUUGGACUGGUGUAGCAGACUGCUGAUAGAUUGUAGUUGUUGUCGAGGGAAUUCAAAGCUCUUUCUGUGAAUGUUGAAACUGAUUCAUUUUCUUCUUUCUUGAUAAAAGGUUGAUUCAAUGUCCUCUGCGGUUAAGUUGGAAUCUGUGAUCUGUCAGAAUGAUGAGGACCCAGAUUAUACAUCUGUAAAUGGGAAGGUAGCAUUCGCCAAAAGAUUAAAUGUAGUGCGCAAAAUACUCGAGGGAUUUCGUAGGCGAGGAGAUUGGUCGGCUAUCAAAACAUCAAUAGGUGCAGUUCGAAGAGUAGCUAGCAACAGGUAUUCCAAAAGUAAUCAAGCUGUGGAUACGGAAGAAACAAGGGAACAUGGAUCUGGAAGAAAUUCUGGCCCUCUUUUGUCUGGAACUGCAUAUUGUCUUUCUUCUUGUUGUAUGAUCAUGCUGAACAAAAUUGUCCUUUCAAGUUAUUCAUUCAAUGCUGGGGUCUCGUUGAUGUUUUACCAGAAUCUUAUCAGUACUCUUAUAGUUGGUAUAUUGGGUUGCUCUGGAGCAAUUACAGUAGAGAAGCUCAAUUGGAAGCUAAUUAAAGUUUGGAUCCCCGUGAAUUUGAUCUUCAUUGGCAUGCUUGUUUCAGGCAUGUAUAGUUUGAAAUACAUAAAUAUUGCAAUGGUGACAAUUCUGAAGAACGUGACAAAUAUUUUAACAGCACUUGGAGAGCUGUAUAUUUUUGGGAAGCGGCAGAAUCAGAAAGUGUGGACUGCCAUGUUUGUUAUGAUUAUUUCUGCUGUAUCUGGAGGUAUAACAGACCUCUCGUUCGAUGCUACGGGGUAUGCUUGGCAAUCAGUUAAUUGCGUUCUCACUGCAAGCUACUCACUCACAUUGCGACGUGUCAUGGACAGAGCAAAGCAAUUUACAAAAUCUGGAUCUCUUAAUGAAGUAUCCAUGGUGUUACUGAACAAUGGGAUAUCUAUACCUUUUGCUAUCAUCUUGAUCUUCCUGUUUGAUGAAUGGCGUUACGUAAUUAAUGCGGAUGUAAUUAAGAUUCCAAUGUUUUGGGUUGCUGCGACAGCCAGUGGGCUGCUUGGGCUAGCCAUUAGCUUCACAUCAAUGUGGUUUUUGAAACAAACUGGUCCAACCACCUACAGUCUUGUGGGUUCCUUAAACAAGAUUCCCAUUUCUAUUGCUGGCCUUUUGGUGUUCAAAGUUCCUCUCAGUAUCCCAAACUUAUUCAGCAUCCUUUUCGGUCUACUUGCUGGAGUACUUUUCGCCAGGGCUAAGAUGUCUUGACGCUACAAUGUCAUGCCUGUGUAUCAAUAAAACACCAAGGGUUUUCCCUAUAUACAAGUCAUUGUAGGCACUAGGCAGUAGUAACCCAAAGGAAGAUUUCAUAUUAACACUACUUAUUAUAUAUUUGGUUUGUUCAGAUGCUCAUUCAAGUGUAAUGAAGCAUCUAUCAAUUUUGGUUUUUGGGAGCAGUAGUUAUUCAAUUCAGUCAUCUCAACAUCUUUUUCUGGAAUAUAUAUCAAAUACUUCAACUGUAGAAAAGGUUACUACAGAUCAGAAUUGUUAUAGGCUUUAACCAA
Solanum pennellii is the source of this 2539-nucleotide messenger RNA. RefSeq names its product GDP-mannose transporter GONST2. Gene Ontology annotation, cellular component: Golgi apparatus. NCBI's taxonomy places the organism in Eukaryota, Viridiplantae, Streptophyta, Magnoliopsida, Solanales, Solanaceae. The transcript has 11 exons. Gene Ontology annotation, molecular function: GDP-mannose transmembrane transporter activity; antiporter activity. The coding region runs from base 1080 to 2243 and encodes 387 amino acids. The record is from RefSeq and is a predicted model, not a curated record.